Molecule: messenger RNA, 426 nt
Organism: Diaporthe batatas
Lineage: Eukaryota; Fungi; Ascomycota; Sordariomycetes; Diaporthales; Diaporthaceae
Exons: 3
Coding region: 1-426 (141 amino acids)
Cellular component (GO): mitochondrion
Molecular function (GO): oxidoreductase activity
Source: RefSeq, a predicted model, not a curated record
AUGUUUCGCUUUCACAAGACCAAGGACAUUGUCACCCUCUUCCACAAGGCCAGCUCUCCAGCCUCUGUCCGUGUUGCCACUCUCCUCAAGCAAGCAUCUGCAAAUGCCACCGAGCAUGCCACCGAAGACCAGGCCAGCGACCACUCGGCACAGACGACUCCUCAGCGCGCCGAAUUCGAGCUGAACAUCACCGAGGACCCACCAACGCCCGACCAGCUCCAGACUAUUCUGCAAUACGUCGGCAGGCCCGCCAUUUCAUCCGUCGUGAAGGGUGCAUCGAGCGAAAGCGAGGCGUUGAAAAUCUUCAAGCAGAGCGCAGAGGCUUUCCAGCGGCCCGUGACGGUGGAUUGGAACAAUGGCAAGGCCAUCGCUGGUGCGGAUGAGUCCAGAAUAUUGAAGGUUCUGGGCCAGAUCCCCAAGAAUUGA